Molecule: messenger RNA, 751 nt
Organism: Bursaphelenchus okinawaensis
Lineage: Eukaryota; Metazoa; Nematoda; Chromadorea; Rhabditida; Aphelenchoididae
Source: the annotation of a GenBank genome assembly
AUGCGGAAUCUACUUUUUGUCCUUUUAAUUAUUUUCCUCGCAAAUUUGGCUAACGGCCGACGAUUUCUGAACUCUGCCGAACAAGAUGUAGUGACAACGAAGCACAAUGAAAUCAGAAGUCAAGUAGCGUCAGGAGAAUAUGAGGGUUUGAACGAUGAGAAGCUUCCUUCAGCGGCCGAUAUGAUAGAGUUGGUGUACGAUCGGGGAUUGGAGACGGUAGCUCAAAAGUACGCGGAACAAUGUGAUUGGGAACAUUCUGGAUCUGGCGGAGAAAACUUGGCUUCAUUCUCGGGAGAACAUGCAAAGAGCGAUCUAUUGGAUAUGGCAGUAGAGAUGUGGUUUAGUGAAAGUACCUAUUUCAACGUCACCAAUGUUAAACGCUACCAAAAACAGCCUGAGGCUAUGGUCGGGCAUUUUACGCAGGUGAGAAUACUCAAGUUAAUAAGCAUUUCCCUUAAUUUAAGCAUUUUCAAAUUAAAAAAAAAUAUUUUUAAAAUGUCAUAACGAGUCACACCUUCCCAAACCCAAAUUUCAGUUAGUCUGGGCCAAAACAGCUCGUCUGGGCUGCGGAGUAGCACAUUGCGACGAGAUUUUGAAUAUGGACACACAUUUUAACCAUGGCUAUGUUGUUGUUUGUAAAUACCAUCCGCCCGGCAACUACAAACGAAAAGCACUUUACAAACAAGGGAAGCCUUGUUCACAAUGUCCGAAAGAUUCAGACUGUCAUAAAAAUUUAUGUUCAAAAUUUUAG